UCCGGAUGCAAACGUGAUAUAUUCAUAAUUCAGCCAAUCAGAGGAGACUCAUCAUUUUUUGCGUUAUUGCUUUAGAUGUUGUGUUUUUGCAGUGAAUAACGUGAUUAUUGAUAGCUAUGAAGAAAAAAAACAUCCCUGCUUUUUUCUUUGCAUCUUCUGCUGUUUGCGUUGCACCUCUUAUUGUGAAGGUCCAGCCCGGAAGUGCGGUCGCGGUGUAAACGCGGGAAGCUUUGCGGUCCGUCCAUCUGACAGCUGGGUCAGGCUGUUCGGUUCUCCUCGCAGCUCCUUCAUGGACUGAGGAGUCCCUGCAGCAGCGGGUGUCAGAGCCGAACCGGACCGGACCGAACCAGCCACCUCCUCCCCGGUCCGGCCAUGGAUGAGCAGGCCGGCCCCGGAGUGUUCCUCAGCGGCGGCGGCGGUUCGGGUUCCGGCGGCACCGGGAGCGCCAGAGCCCCGCCGCCCGCGGACGGAGCCGCGGCCCGGGCUCACUACAGCAUCCCGGGGAUCCUCCACUUCCUGCAACACGAGUGGGCCCGGUUCGAGGUGGAGUGGGCCCAGUGGGAGGUGGAGCGGGCCGAGCUCCAGGCGCAGAUUGCCUUUCUACAGGGGGAGCGGCGAGGGCAGGAGAACCUGAAGAAGGACCUGGUGAGGCGCAUCAAGAUGCUAGAGUACGCCCUGAAGCAGGAGAGAGCCAAAUAUCAUAAACUGAAAUAUGGAACGGAACUGAACCAGGGAGAGAUCAGAGCUCCGAGUUACGAUUCAGAUGAAGGCAACGAAAGCGAAGCUCUCAGUCCUCCCAACAGCAGCCAUCAGUUGAGCUGGAAACAGGGACGGCAGCUGCUCCGACAGUACCUCCAGGAGGUCGGAUACACCGACACCAUCCUGGACGUGAAGUCCCAGAGGGUUCGGGUUCUGCUGGGCCUGUCCGGAGAACCCGGAGACGGCCCGCCGGACCGGAGAACCGGGCCCAUGGUGAACGGAACCGAGCCGUCCUCACUGAAGGACAGCGGCAUGGUCAGUAAACCGGACCUGUCGGACCCGGCUACUGUCCUGGAGGCGUUCCGGUUCAUUGAGAGCGCCGCAGCCGAGUUCAGCGACGAAGACGAGGAAGAGGACAGCGAGUCCAAAGACAGAACCGUUCUGGACCUGGCUGCCAUGGUGAGGAAGAAGCCGCUGUCGUCCAGCGCCUCUGACCUCAGCGACGACCCUGACACUGAGGAGGCCCUGAAGGGCUUCGACUUCCUGGCCAGUCCGGACGAGCUGGACGGGUCGGAUCCGAGGAGAGGGGAGGACUGGGAGAAGGAGGAACCGGCGGCUCUGGGAGAACUGGGCUGGGAUGUGGACCAGAGCCUGAUCGCCCAGCUGAAGGAGCAGUACAGGAAGGAGAGGAAGGGGAAGAAAGGAGUGAAGAGGCCGAACCGCUCCAAGCUGCAGGACAUGCUGGCUAACCUGCGGGACACCGAGGAGCCGCCGCCCCUGCUGCCGGCCGUGUCGCCUCCGUCCCGCCCCAACGUUCCCAGACUGAGCGAACAGGAAGUGGGCCGGCCGGAUGACGAGCCAAUGGCGUUCCUGCCGUCUGGAGGGAAGUCCUUCAUCCUGGGCAGAGUGGAUGAGGCCGCCUCCAACGAGCUGGCGCUGGGAGAACUGGGAGAACUGGGAGAACUGGCCCAGCUGACGGUCGCCAAUGAGGCGGAGAGUCUGGGAUACGACAUGGCCUCGAACUCGGAGGCUCUGAGGAAAACGUGGAACCCAAAGUUUGCCCUGCGGAGCCACUUUGACUCAGUGCGCGGCCUGGCCUUCCACCCGGUGGAGCCGGUUCUGGUCACGGCGUCCGACGACCACACUCUGAAGCUCUGGAACCUGCAGAAGACGGCGCCCACCAAGAAGUGUGCAGCGAUAGACGUGGAGCCCAUCUACACCUUCAGGGCUCACAGCGGCGCCGUCCUCAGCGUCACCCUGAGCUCCAGUGGCGCCCAGUGCUUCAGCGGCGGGUCGGACGGAACCAUCCAGAGCUGGAACACGCCCAGCCCCAAUGUCGACCCGUACGACUCCUACGAGGCCUCCGUCCUGCGGGGGGCGCUGCGCGGCCACUCGGACGCCGUGUGGCGCCUGGUCUACAGCUCGCCUCACCACCGCCUGCUGUCCGCCUCGGCCGACGGGACGGUCCGGCUCUGGAACGCCGCCGACGUCUCUCCGGCGCUGGCCGUGUUCAACGGAAACGGAGACCUGGGGGUCGCGACCUCUGUGGACCUGGUGAGCAGCGACCCGGCCUACAUGGUGACGUCGUUCGACUCGGGUCACAUCGGACUCUUCAACAUGGAGACGCAGCAGCUGGUUCUGAAGUUCGACUCCGCCGGGCCUGCAGAGUGUCCCUGUAAGAUCAACCGGGUCCUGAGCCACGCCACGCUGCCCAUCACCGUCACCGCCCAGGAGGACCGCCACAUCCAGUUCUUCGACAACAACACAGGUAAACCGAUCCACUCCAUGGUGGCGCACCUGGACGCGGUCACCUGCCUGUCUGUGGACCCGAACGGGCUCUACCUGAUGUCAGGAAGUCACGACUGCUCCAUCCGCCUGUGGAACAUGGAGAGUAAGACCUGCAUCCAGGAGUUCACCGCCCACCGGAAGAAGUUCGACGAGUCCAUCCACGACGUGGCGUUCCACCCCACCAAGUGCUACAUCGGCACCGCCGGCGCCGACGCGCUCGCCAAGGUCUUCGUAUGACCCGGAUCCGCAGGGGGCGCCGCCGUGCCGACCCGGGCGGACCUGGUUGGACCCGGCUGGACCGGGCCGGACCCGGGCCGGCUGCGUCCCGCCCCGACGUUCCGAGGGAACCAGGAGGAACAGGAAGCAGCUUUUACUCCAACCCCGGUGCGGCGUUCCGCUGCCGGGAUUUCUCUGUGUUUAUGACGUGCCUUUUUCCUCAGACGGUCCUUUAGCCAUUCACCGGCAGAACCCGGCCAGAACCAUGAGGAGAACCCAACGGGUCCAGGGUCGGCCUGGUUCUGCCCCCUACAGGCCGACCGCAUCAUCGACAGAGUUUUCCUUUCAAGGUUCAGUCCAGUUUGUUUCAGGACUUUUCUCUCCGUGAGCCGUGUCAGUUCUCCUGGAGUUCUGGACCCGGUUCUGGCCCGGUUCCAGGCAGCCUGUCGGACUUGUUGCACUGCAGAGGAAGACCUGUGGCGACGCUCAGAUUCUUAGUGUUUCUGUUGAUUCCUGCCCAAUCUGUGGAUUUCCGGCUGAGCGGCCGGUUCUGUGUCGGAUGUUCUGGUUCUGGUAGGUCCAGUUUGUUUUCUCCAUCUGUUCCUGCUGGGAUGUUUCUGGAGUCGUUCCUCUAGGGUGCAGCAGCGAGGAACGCCGGUGUAGACAUCGGAAACAGGAAGUGUACAGUUUGUGCCAGGAAAUCUGAGCAUCCGGAGGAAACGGGACCAGAACGGACCUGAACGGAUGUUUUCUUCUUCCUGAUUCUGGAUGAACUGAAAGAAAAGUUCAGCUCUCCUGAGGAGACGUUCCUCAGUUUUAUCUGUUUAACUUUAAGCUUCCAGAACAUUUUUCCAAGCUGGAUCAGCUGAUUGUUCCUGAGGUGACAUGAGAGAAAAAUCUGCAGCCGAUUAUCGGAUCACAUUCCCACCAGAAUCCGAUGUCGGGGGAAUUUCUGGAAAUCCGGUCCGGUUCAUCUCUGAACCAAUCGGUCCAGUUAGGAGGUAAAAACCAGGAAUCCUGCAGACAAGUCUGGAAAAAACAGAAACAUAAAAAAGGGAACAUUUUAUAUUUUAUUACUGUGGAAACAGGAACUAGAGGUGUAAAAGGUGUGGCCCGGGGGCCAUUUGUGACCCGCUGCACUGUGUUUUGCGGCCGUCCUGACCAGCUGGGAAAUUUUUAAUUAGGAUGAAAUUAUUUAUAAAGUUAUUAAAAUCAUCUUCCAGUAAUCAGAUCAACCUGCUAACCUCCACUCUGAACCCAGAUCUGAUUUAAUCUCGUGGAUUAAACUUUGCUAAACGUGAGCGUUUCCAAGGUAACGGUGACCAAACAGCUGCUCUAACUGAAGGAAACAGAUUUUCCAAAAUGAGUCGGUUUAUUUCAGUGGAGCUUCAAAGAACCAGACGCCUGAUCCCGUCACCCAAAUCCUCCCAGGGAUGGAAAUGAGCCUGAACUCCAGCUGUCCUCCAUCUUCCUUAUCAGACUCUCAGCUGCCUUCGCCAAGCAGCUCUUCAUGAUCCAUCCAUGCGAUCGGCGCUGGUGGAUGUUUAGUGUACUACGGAGCAGAAAGCUGACGUUGUUGUUUCUCCCUACAUCCACUGGGUGGCGCAUGUUGCUACAAUCAAUAGUAGCCACACAGGCUCACCCGCUAGAAGGAAACAAACGCACACAGUACAACACUUUCAUUCUAUUGGCUGAGAGGUUGCCAGGCGACUGUGCCAAAUAGCGUUUCCGUAAGCGAGCAGAGACUGUGAGCGUGAGGAGAAGUUUAGAGUACAAGCGUAACAAGUUUUGAGAAGAAAGACAUGAAGCCCUGCUUUCAAAAUGAACAUGUGUCCUCUUGAAUUAUGGCAGGAUUCCUGGGGAAACCGGGCCUGAUCUCUGCUGAUCUUUAUCGAUCUGUAGCCAUAAAACCAGCAGCUGAUCCAUCAGAUGGUUCUGGACAAACUGUUGCUUCACAGGAAGUGAUGUCAUCAGAGAAGCACUUCCUGUUUCUUCUGAUUGGUCCACUGAUGAUCAACACAGAACUGAGAUAUUCUGAAAGGUCCAAAUCAAGAUGUGACGUCUCAGGACACAGAACUGUUUUUAGAUCAACUUCUUUGACACACUUUGUGGGAGAAGAAGGAAGAAUCUCCAGAUUCCCAGGACGGAGUGGGAAUCCUGCAGGAAUCCUAAAACUUUUGGUUUGGAUAAAUUUGGCUCUGGAUGGUGAGCAGGAUGAGGAUGUGAUGGAGUAUUUUCAGGAAAAACUGGGAUUUCUUCCCGUUUCCCAGCUGUGAUCUGUUCCUCCUCCGGGCGGGUCGCUCUGGAACGUGAUUCCUGGUCCGGUCCAGUCCGGUCCAUUAUGGGUUCAAGAGUCAGGAGAUCAGUCGGACCUUCAGGAACCAAAUAAAACCUCAGGAACAUUCAGUUGACCCAGAUUCUCAGGCCACGAACCAAACUUUAGAGCCGGUUCUGGUUCUGGUUCUGGCUGGCUGUAAAUCCUCCUUCUUCUUCUUUGGUUUGGUGACCCGCUGUGGCCGUGCUGCUCAUGUGUUGCUUUCUUUUUCUCAUGUAUCACUAACAAUAAAGGAGAUGUUGAAUGUCA
Poecilia latipinna (sailfin molly) is the source of this 5287-nucleotide messenger RNA. Its product is annotated as striatin-like. Gene Ontology annotation, molecular function: calmodulin binding; protein-containing complex binding; armadillo repeat domain binding. NCBI's taxonomy places the organism in Eukaryota, Metazoa, Chordata, Actinopteri, Cyprinodontiformes, Poeciliidae. Gene Ontology annotation, cellular component: dendrite. The coding region runs from base 373 to 2724 and encodes 783 amino acids. The record is from RefSeq and is a predicted model, not a curated record. The transcript has 18 exons.